AUGCCCCGUCACACCUUUUCAGGCCAAUCCGAUGAUGAUAUGGCACCAACGACUAAGCCAAAUCAAAUGGGCACCUCACGUGAACAGCAUGCUGAGUUUUCAACGGCCAUCUUUGUCUUUCACGCUUUAUGUAGAUCCGCUGGAGAAAAGAUGCUCCCAUCAAGCCCUCCUGCUAUCUCAGACACCGGAUCGUUAAGAAGGCGAAGUCUUUUUCUCGAAGAAUUGCGGACCUAUCAGGUCUCACUAGUGUCAGUAGCCAAAGAUCCAAAGCUUGGAAAUCCACUCUUUACCAGUUCCCUGAGGAAUUAUAUUAGCGCAACUGGUAUUGCUAUUCAAAAUACAGUUGUGGGAAGCCCUGUUGGUUUUAUUUCAGGGCUUAGAACAUACCUUGGAGGGGCCUCCACUAUCUUGGAAACAGGAAACCCCGUUGGUUUUGUUACAGGGCUCAGAACAUACCUCGGAGGAGCCGCUACUAUCUUGGGAACAGGUUUGACUUCUCAUAAUCAGCCCUCGCUCUCCGAUAGCUGGCUUAGAACAUACCUUGCAACAGGAGGAGCCGCCACUAUCUUGGGAACAGAAACCCCUGUUGGUUUUACUUCAGGGCUCAGAACAUACCUUGGAGCAGAUCCCACAACUGCUUUUGGAACAGGCAACACUGUUACUUUUAUUUCGGGGCUCAGGACUUAUCUUCUUGGAGGAGUUUCCCCAAUAGAUUCUGUCGAAAUAGUGAAAACAGGAUCGCCCAUCAAGUUCAUCUCAGAGCUCAGAUCUUUUUUUCUUGGAGGUCAAACAAUUUUGGAAACAUCCAGUAUCAUCAAACCAGAUACGGAUCCCCAGGCAGACCCUACUCGUCAAAAACCAUCAAAGACCGAUGCGAAAUCUCUGCCAACUUCCGACUCGGGUUCUUCAGAUGAUGAUGGGGGAUCAUCCAAAUCUUCCGGUCAAUCAUCUUCAACCGAUUCUGAUACCGGGGAUGGCUUUUCCAAUACCUCAAGCCAAGGUCCUAAAAAAAGUGGCGGAAAGACUGGAAAACCUUCUAACCAAGAUACUACUGUACCAAGUGGCACCGUAGACAAUCCCGACACAAAUCCGGGAGAUCCUUCUUCUGUCCCCCAGCUUAUCAAUCCUGUAUCAACGGGUGAAGUGAGCCAGCGCGGUUCAAAGGGUGUGGUGAACCAGCCGGUAUCAACCCCAACGCCUGAUGUAUCAAGUGGCACCACCGGUGAUCCCGAUGCAGAUGUGGGAGGCACUUCUGUUGUCACGCAGUCCACAACAGCAACUAGUGUAUCGACAGAUACAGUGAGCCAGCCCGGAUCAACGGGUGGAGUAAGCCAGGCGUCAUCAUCGCAAAACUCUAAUGUAUCAAGUGGCAGCACAGAUACUCUUGAUACUACUAGUACUGUGACGAAUCCUUCUGUUGUCACACAGCCUACAAUCCCUGUAUCAACAAGUGGAGCGAGCCAGACCGUUGACACAACAUCAACAUCAUCACUAACCAACCAAAGCUCUCUCACAAUUGCUGACCUCCUGGCAAUUAUCCAAACUCUCCUCUCCAUAAUCAAUGGUAAAACGCCUACCAGCUUAUCCCCUCCUCACAUUAAUUUCCAAUUAGAUUCGCCUGAUGCUCUAGCCAAGGUGACAUCUCAGCUUAGUCAAAUUAGUUUUAACACUUCAACAAGUGAGACAGAAUGCUUAAAGGAUAUCCGUGAGAUAUCAGAACAUGAGAAGUGCCUAGCGCCAUUUUCUAACGUCAUCUCAUUCUUUGUAGACAACAAUCCAAGUGACGCUUCUUCAUCCCUUGGCGUGGGUGUACAAGAAUUGAAACAAAGUGUUGUUAUCGAAGCAGCCCCAAGUGAUCCUGGCAGUAGUUCCACGGAACAUUCAUCAAAACUUGACCGCCUCUGUCCAGAUUACCGACUAAAUAUUCAUGAACCGUGUCAUUCUCCAGCCGAGUCAAAUGAUUCAAGUGAUUCAAGCUCUCUGGGUUCAUCAGAUUCAUCGCCUGGAAAACUAGAUGCAUCAAGCGAUUCGAGUUCUGUCGAUCCUUCAGGUAUUUGCCAGAAACUGCCAGUUCUUAGAGCCAGGAAUAUAGCGUCUGGCGAACUAAAUGGGUCACCACAUUCAAGUUUGGUGGACUUAUCAGACACCGCAGUCGAGGAUACCGCACAACACAAUGUAGAAUCUCCUCCUAUGCCGGCUUCAACUGUGAAUAUAUCGCCUACGGGAGUGCCAUUUAAUGAGCCACCUUGUUCUGCAAUCACUGGCAUCCUCGAAAGAAGUGACUUGCUAAAUACGUUGGUGCCCACCAUGAGCAGAAACUCAGAGAGUGGAACACUUUAUGGCAAGUCUAGCCAAUCAUACAACUCAAGAUGA
Molecule: messenger RNA, 2373 nt
Organism: Melampsora larici-populina 98AG31
Lineage: Eukaryota; Fungi; Basidiomycota; Pucciniomycetes; Pucciniales; Melampsoraceae
Exons: 36
Coding region: 1-2373 (790 amino acids)
Source: RefSeq, a predicted model, not a curated record